Molecule: messenger RNA, 2665 nt
Organism: Fragaria vesca subsp. vesca
Lineage: Eukaryota; Viridiplantae; Streptophyta; Magnoliopsida; Rosales; Rosaceae
Product: primary amine oxidase-like
Exons: 4
Coding region: 57-2246 (729 amino acids)
Biological process (GO): amine metabolic process
Molecular function (GO): primary methylamine oxidase activity; quinone binding; copper ion binding
Source: RefSeq, a predicted model, not a curated record
AUCUACGAUCACCACUCAAAAACACACUCGAAGCUCUGAAACAGUGACUCCACCAUAUGGAAACCCCAAACUUCUUCCGCCUCAUCUUUCUCUCCCUCUUUUUCGCCCUCGGCCUCCUCUUCACUUGGUCUCACCUCCCUUCCGGGCCGGACCUCCUCGACUGCGCCACCAACUCUGCAUGGUGCACCUCCAAGAACCGCUUCCAAUCCAAGCAACCAACUCACCUCAAGAACCGCCGCAACAGUCCCACGCGCCUCCGCGACCACGCCUCCGACACGCCCCACCACCCUCUCGACCCUCUCACAGUCCAAGAACUCAACAAAAUCAGAACCAUCCUCUCCUCUCACCCAAUCUUCUCAACAUCCGCUGGCUACGCUCUUCACUCCAUCGAGCUCGAGGAGCCGGAGAAGCCUCUCGUCCUGACAUGGAACAAGGGCGACCCGCUGCUCCCGCGGAAGGCCUCCGUCGUUGCACGUGUGAAAGGUGAGUCGCACGUGCUUACCGUCGACUUGGCCACCAGCGUGGUGAUCGUGCACCAGACAGGUUCCCACUCCGGUUAUCCCAUGAUGACGAUGGAGGACAUGACCACGGCCACUUGGGCGCCUCUGGCGGACGCGACUUUUAACCGGACGAUUAUCGAGCGAGGGGUUGAUCUGACCGACCUGGCUUGCCUGCCGAUUUCAACGGGGUGGUACGGUAAGACGGAGGAGAACAGGAGGCUGAUUAAGGUGCAGUGCUACUCCAUGAAAGAUACGGUGAACUUCUACAUGAGGCCUAUCGAAGGCUUGACCGUGCUGCUUGACUUGGACACCAAACAAGUCGUGGAGAUUUCAGAUAAAGGCGCGAACAUUCCGAUACCAAACGCUGCCAACACGGACUAUAGGUUCUCGGCUCAGAAGCACAACCAAGUAAUCAAGCUACUAAAGCCAAUAUCAAUAGAGCAGCCCAAGGGUCCGAGUUUUACGGUGGAGGAUGAUCACUUAGUCAAGUGGGCAAAUUGGGAAUUUCAUGUGAAGCCUGACGCGAGGGCGGGCGUGAUCGUGUCUCGGGCUAAGGUCCGAGACCCCGAUACCGGAGUGUUGAGGGACGUCAUGUACAAAGGGUUCACCUCGGAGUUGUUUGUGCCUUACAUGGACCCUACUGAUGCUUGGUACUUCAAGACUUAUAUGGACGCGGGCGAAUACGGGUUCGGGUUGCAAUCUAUGCCUCUCGAACCCCUUAAUGAUUGCCCGCGUAACGCCCAUUAUAUGGACGGGGUAUUUGUGGCGGCCGACGGAACACCUUAUGUCCGAUCAAAUAUGAUAUGCAUUUUCGAGAGCUAUGCAGGUGAUAUCGGGUGGCGCCACACAGAGAGUCCCAUAACAGGAAUGGAGGUUAGAGAAGUGAGGCCGAAGGUAACAUUAGUGGUCAGAAUGGCAGCAUCAGUUGCUAACUAUGACUAUAUUGUGGACUGGGAGUUCCAAACAGAUGGACUAAUAAGAAUUAAGGUUGGACUAAGUGGGAUUUUGAUGGUGAAAGGCACACCUUAUCAGAACGUGAACCAAGUCUCUGGCCAAGAAAGUCUCUAUGGCACACUUCUAUCCGAAAACGUAAUAGGAGUUAUUCAUGAUCACUACAUCACAUUUCAUCUUGAUAUGGACGUCGACGGCUCUGAUAAUUCAUUUGUGAAAGUGAAUCUCCAAAGGGAACAAAACUCUCCUAGUGAGUCGCCAAGAAAAAGCUUCUUGAAAGCUACUAGAAAUGUGGCUAAAACGGAGAAGGAUGCACAAGUUAAGCUAAAACUCUAUGACCCGUCCGAGUUCCAUGUGAUCAACCCUUCAAAAAAGACCCGAGUUGGAAACCCGGUCGGGUAUAAGGUAGUUCCCGGUGGCACUGCUGCUAGCUUGCUUGAUCUUGAUGAUCCUCCCCAAAAGAGGGGUGCUUUCACGAACAAUCAGAUAUGGGUUACACAGUACAACCGGAGCGAGCAGUGGGCCGGUGGAUUGUUCGUCUACCAGAGCCAAGGUGAAGAUACCCUAGCCGUCUGGUCCAACAGGGAUCGAGAAAUUGAGAAUAAGGACAUUGUGGUUUGGUACACAUUAGGGUUUCAUCACAUACCAUGUCAAGAAGAUUUCCCCAUAAUGCCUACAGUGUCGGCUAGUUUUGAUCUGAAGCCUGUAAAUUUCUUUGAGAGCAAUCCCAUACUUCGGACUCCGCCUAAUGUUGAGACGGAUCUGCCUGUCUGCGUGGUUGCUGCUGCAGCUUAAUUAGCGGAGGAAUGGAUGUUUCCCGGUGGAAUUUGAUUUCAAUGACGUUGGCUUUGCAUAAGCUAUAUCUGGGAUAUUCUGGUUGAAGCUUUCUAUGCUUGGUUGAUAUGGAAUCACAACUUGUAGGAAAGCUAGGUGUUCCAAAAAUAAAAGAAUCACUAGGUGUCAGCAAGUAAUAUAUUAGCUUAACUAGUUGAAAUUGUAUUGAUGAUCGAAGUCAUCGAACUAAUGCGAUCUGUAUUUUGCAAGAGGUAGCUAGCUAGCUAGCUGGUGAAAAUUGACUCAAAGGUUCCAAUGAUCUGUGCCCUUUUCUGUAAAUUAAAAAUCAAAAUAAAAUAUCAAACAUGCAUCUUUGUUUUAUACGGUGUUUGAUUUGCUUCAUGAGAUAUCAUCCAGAAAAUAUAAUUCAAAUAUGUAGU